This is a messenger RNA of Ostreobium quekettii, 1338 nucleotides long. The record is from the annotation of a GenBank genome assembly. NCBI's taxonomy places the organism in Eukaryota, Viridiplantae, Chlorophyta, Ulvophyceae, Bryopsidales, Ostreobiaceae.
AUGGACGUUGGCGAGCGAAAGUACCUCACAUCAAACGUGACCGGCGGCUGCGUAUACAAACUCCACAGCGUCGUGGUGAGAAGCGACGAACCUCAGGGCGGCCAUUGCUCCGUGUUCAUAAGGCCGGUUGGAGACAAGUGGCUGAAAUUCGACGACGAGGUCGUGGAAGAAGUGUUGAGCGACAACGCCAUCAAAGAUCAGUACGGUGGGCGGGAUACCUCCCAGGGCGUGAACAACUACGGUCUGCCCAGCUCGAAGGGGGGCAGGUCCACCGCAUGCGCUCUUGUUUACGUUCGAGAAUCUGACUGGGACAGCGUGAUGUGCGUGGCCGGCAAGGAUGACCUUCCCGAUGAGGUUCGGCGGCACCUAGAGGGUGAGGAGGGCGACAAGCAGAUGGACAGGGACUUGGCUGGUCUGCAGGUGGUGAUCAAGGUGGCAACCGACGCUGACAUCAGGAAACAGGUGGGCAAGAUUCAGCACGCGGAUUUGCUGAACUUCGACCAUGUGAAGGGCUACAAGAUGCACAAGCAGGCGCACUUCGCCGAUUUCCAGCGCCAGAUUCAGACGGACUUCGGCGUGCCUUCGGAUCAACAACGGCUCUGGCUGUGCGCACCACGGGACGGCUCGGCACCUCGCCCAAUCUGCCCUCUGCGCUCCGGCACCGAUUCUGGUACAAGUGCCAACACAUAUUCCAGUACAGAUCCCGGUACAGACGGCCCCACUUUUGCGGAGGUGUUGGACUCGGUGCAGCCCAGGCCGGAUUCAUGGGGCGCAAAGCCCCCCUCCACGGUUCUCUUGUACUUAGAGACGUGGGAACCGCCGGCGGAAAAAGCGGCAAAAACGGACAGCAAAAAGAGGCGCGGGUUGAGGCACUUGCUCCCUGGGGCCCGUGGUGGCAGCAUGGUGCGCUUGAUUGCCGCCAACAUGGUGUACAAGCACGGCGGUAGCAUGGUGUUCUUUAAGGCCUAUGACCCCGUUAACGAAUCGCUGACGUACGUUCAGCGCCGUUUCGUGGCCAAUGAAGAGGUCCUGGGCGACGUUUUCGACGAGGUGGGGCGGGCGGCGGGGCUGCAGGGUGAGGUGACGGGCUGGAAGGAAGCUGCGCACGAGCCGGUGCUGAUGGGCGUGAAGUUGAACCGAAGGUUCUCGUGCAGGGAGGUACGGCUGGUGCACGGUGACAUUGUGUGCCUCGAGAGCCCAUUAAAGGGGGCUCAAUCUUCAGACUGGCCGCAUUUGAGGUGCCCCACCGCAAGGGACUAUCUGCUGAGAAUUCACAGGGCCGUGCAAGGCCCCACGCUGCCCUCGCCGUCAGCUUUGGAUGCACUUGGGUGGUUCUGA